Hyla sarda is the source of this 2361-nucleotide messenger RNA. RefSeq names its product RAB3A, member RAS oncogene family (gene RAB3A). Bases 157 to 819 code for a protein of 220 amino acids. The transcript is spliced from 5 exons. Gene Ontology annotation, molecular function: GTPase activity; GTP binding. Gene Ontology annotation, cellular component: endosome; axon; plasma membrane. Lineage: Eukaryota; Metazoa; Chordata; Amphibia; Anura; Hylidae. Gene Ontology annotation, biological process: maintenance of presynaptic active zone structure; protein localization to plasma membrane; regulation of exocytosis. The record is from RefSeq and is a predicted model, not a curated record.
CAUUCACUUUUCACCGAGGGGGCGGAGAAGCGGCGUUGAAGCCACGCCCAGCAGCAUUUUGCAGCUGUCAAUUAUCUGACGUCAGCGUGUGCUCUGCAGGUGCAGGGAGAGAGCUGCUGCAUUGGUGCAAUAAGACCCGAGCUAAAUAAAAAAGAGAUGGCAUCAGCUACAGACUCCCGUUAUGGACAAAAAGAAUCCUCUGACCAGAACUUUGAUUACAUGUUCAAGAUCUUAAUUAUUGGAAACAGCAGCGUGGGCAAGACUUCCUUUCUCUUCCGAUACGCAGACGACUCAUUCACCCCAGCAUUUGUCAGCACGGUCGGAAUAGACUUCAAAGUGAAAACUAUUUACAGGAAUGACAAAAGAAUCAAGCUGCAGAUCUGGGACACCGCUGGACAGGAAAGGUACAGGACAAUUACCACUGCAUAUUACCGGGGUGCUAUGGGCUUCAUCCUGAUGUAUGACAUAACCAAUGAAGAGUCGUUCAAUGCUGUACAGGACUGGUCAACCCAGAUCAAAACCUAUUCCUGGGACAAUGCUCAAGUUCUAUUGGUUGGUAACAAAUGUGACAUGGAGGAUGAAAGGGUUGUGUCAUCAGACCGGGGAAGACAGCUAGCAGAGCACCUUGGCUUUGAAUUCUUUGAAGCCAGUGCUAAAGACAACAUUAAUGUGAAGCAGACAUUUGAACGUUUGGUGGACAUAAUCUGUGAAAAGAUGUCCGAGAGCUUGGAUACAGCUGAUCCAGCUGUUACUGGAGCCAAACAGGGACCUCAGCUCACUGACCAGCAGGCUCCACCACACCAGGACUGUGCCUGCUAAAGAACAUGCCUUUCCUUGUCCAGAUAUAUAAACACACAUACAGCAUUCCGCACCCCUGUCCCUAUCGGCUGUAAAAUGGUUACCUCUCCCUCACAGACCUUUAAAACCUGCAUAUCAUCAGAAGAUGACUUUGUCUGUUACAACCUUUUUAGUUAGAAUCUAUGUAGCAAAGAGAGAGUUAAAACUGAGUGGUUGAAUAAAAAAAUAGUUUAAAAAUAAAUUAUAUAUAAAUAUAUAUAUGUAUAGAGAGAGUGAAUUAACAAUAGUAUUGAGAAGGAAAUGACUAGAAAAAUGCCAUUUUUGUACAGCGUUUUUCUACUAUGAAAAUGGCUAAACACUAAGAUCUAUAUAUAGAGACAUCUUUGACUCUGUACGGAAUGGAUUUUUUUUAGCAUUUCAAUGGCAAUAUCCAUCCAAAAUAAGAGAUCCUAUAAAUGUGUCCGCAUGAAACAUGAAUGUUCUAUCAGUUCACCCUGAAUUGCUUUUUGUGUGUGUGCAUUGAAACACUUCCAUAUUGUACCUCUUGCCACUCUUUUGUGUUAAGAUUAUUUAUAUAUAUAUAUACAGUAUAUAUUUUAUUAUACUUUUGUUUUCCUGUGUCUGAAUUUGCAAUAUGUAUGUGAGAAUCUAUCUUCCUAUUUUGAUGGAGUGCCGUUCCAGGUUCCCGCCACAAGAAGGCAGCUGCUUUAUAUAGAGGAGUAAUGUGGCCAGUAAUAGUCCUUUUAAUGUACUGACUUUAGGCGGUGAUAGAAUAUCCUUUCAAUAAAUAUUCCAGUCCUAUUUAAUUUUUGAUCUCCUAAAGUAUAUAGUCACAAAUAUAUAUAUAUAGCAAAUUGUAUGUUAAAUAUUACGGGCUUUUUAAAACUGCAUUUGAGUGCUGUGAAUCUCCUCUGCAAUUUUGUUUCUGUAGUUACAAUAGAGUAAGUGAAAAGAGGAUAAUUUGUUUUAAUAAAUGUAUUUCUAAAGAGAGUCAGCUCUUAAAAAAAAUAAAUACUUUCAAAAAAACCUCUUUAAAGGUGCAACAUUUCCAUAAUUCAGUUCUGAAUUAUUCAGCGUACAACAACAGCCUGUGGUAGAAGAAGUGCCCACUGCGGUAUUUUAGAUGACAACCGCCAGUAUCACUGCAGACAAAUCGCUAACCAAAUAAGCAGUGGAUGCCAAAAACACUUAUUUUUAUUUAUUUAUUUUUAAAGAUGCAUUUUGUUCUCCGGAGCUAGUAGACUGUAUUUAAUUGCCAUAAUCCCCCCCCCCCCCCCCCCCCCCCAACCUUCCCAUUUAGUCAGAUUCAUCUUUUAACAGGUAUUCAUUUUUACCUUCUAACUAGUAGUAGUCCGCUAGAUGAAGUAAAUCUGAAGACCAACCACUUGCAGAUUUUCCUGAAGUGGCUCUAGAAUGGUAAAAUAGAGCAUUGUGCAUGCAUAUGUAACAUGUAUGGGACUGGCAAGGCAUAAAGGAAGCGUUGUUAGUUGCACCUUUAACAGAAAUGGUUUACUUGAUUUUUCCAAGUUAAGAAUAAAGUCUUCAGUCUGCUGUUCACCUUGA